AGGUACUCAAGUCAGUGAUCAGAACAAAUCUCAAGCACAAUGGUCGCCCUGUCGUGGCUCCUCUCGAUUCUCAGUGGCCUGGUGGCCUACGGAUUGUACCGGUUCUGGAAGCAGCUGACCUUCUGGGCCGAUCUUGGAGUUCCGCACAAUGAACCGAAAUUCAACCAACUCAUGGACAGCAAAAUGCAUAUAGCGAAACAGCAUCAGCAAUGGUAUCGCAAAUACAAGGGCCAGUUUCCGUUCGCCGGGUUGUAUUUGAUGAAUAAACCGAUUGCCUUGGCCAUGGAUUUGGAGCUGCUGAAAUGUAUCUUCGUCAAAGAUUUCCAGUACUUCCAGGAUCGCGGAACGUAUUACAACGAACGGGACGAUCCUCUUUCGGCUCAUCUGUUCAAUCUGCAAGGAACGAAAUGGCGCAAUUUGAGAGCAAAAAUUUCACCUACCUUCACAUCCGGAAAAAUGAAGAUGAUGUACCCGACUAUGAUUGCUGCCGGAAAGCAGUUCAGCGACUAUAUGGACGAACAUGUCGGUAAAGAAUGUGAGCUGGAGCUGAAGGAUUUGCUGGCCAGAUUCACAACCGACGUGAUUGGAAUGUGUGCGUUUGGAAUUGAGUGUAAUUCCCUGAAGGAUCCGGAGGCCCAAUUCAGGAUGAUGGGUCGUAAGCAUUUUGAAACACCUAGGAAUCGUUUGAAGGACACAAUGUGUAUGGCGUUCCCUAAUUUUUCUCGAUUCAUUGGUUUGAAACAAAUUGUUCCCGAGCUGUCGGACUUCUUCCUGAAUAUUGUUCGUGAAACCAUUGAGUAUCGUACGAAAAACAACGUUCAACGAAAUGAUUUUAUGGAGUUGAUGAUCGGAAUGCUGAAAGGGGAAAACUCUGAGCUGGGAUCGUUAACAUUCAACGAAGUGGCCGCACAAGCAUUUGUGUUUUUCAUUGCCGGAUUCGAAACUUCAUCCACCACAAUGACCUGGGCAUUGCAUCAACUAUCAAUCAAUCAAGACAUUCAAGACAAGGCACGAAAGUGCGUACUGGACACUCUACAAAAGCACAAUGGUGAUCUGAGCUACGAUGCGAUGAUGCAGAUGCCCUACAUCGAUCAGAUAUUACAAGAAACUCUCCGAAUGUACCCUCCGGUCCCCGGACACUUCAGAACGGUCGGAAAAGAUUAUCCCGUCCCUAAUACCAACGUUACCCUCCCGGCCGGAACGUCGGUCAUGAUUCCGGUCUACGCCAUCCAUCAUGAUCCGGAAAUUUUCCCGGAUCCAGAGCGUUUCGAUCCGGAUCGUUUCACUGCGGAAAACAGUAAAGCCCGACAUCCGUACGCGUGGACGCCCUUCGGGGAGGGUCCAAGGAUUUGCAUCGGGAUGCGAUUCGGAUUGAUGCAGGCGCGCAUUGGCCUGGCGCUGUUGCUCAAGAGUUUCCGCUUUUCCAGCGGUCCGAAGUCUACGGUUCCACUUGAUUUUACCCCGAAAAGUUUCAUUCUUGCUCCCGAAGAGGGACUGUGGUUGAAGGUGGAAAAAUUGUAGUUAAUAUAAUGUCUGUGUGUUUUUUUUUUUAAUUGAACUGAAUAUAAGGCCGCUUUACUAAACUCUGUUAAAGUAAUUUAGAUGAUGUAUAUUUAAAUAAAAUUCCAACUCAGAUCUAGGCUUUUAAA
Messenger RNA from Uranotaenia lowii, 1649 nucleotides. Its product is annotated as cytochrome P450 6A1-like. The transcript is spliced from 2 exons. Bases 40 to 1521 code for a protein of 493 amino acids. The record is from RefSeq and is a predicted model, not a curated record. Lineage: Eukaryota; Metazoa; Arthropoda; Insecta; Diptera; Culicidae. Gene Ontology annotation, molecular function: iron ion binding; heme binding; oxidoreductase activity, acting on paired donors, with incorporation or reduction of molecular oxygen.